UCAGACUCUCGACAGACGUCGGUGAACUUGUAUAGCUUGUCCUGAAACGAUGCCCUAGUUGAAUAAACGCGAUAUUUUUUCUUUCUCCUCCUAUAUCACCUUUUCUCUCUGUUUCGUCUGCACAGUUCAAACAAUUUUUUAUUCAGGACCUUUAUUCAACAUGAGAAUAAACAGAAAUAUAUGCUGACAGGAUUACAGAAAACAAAAAGCUUUUCCGCAAGGACAAAUAAAUUUAACAUGGAGCGCACAUCAGGAUGUCGAAAAUGGCUGAUAUUAGCGGGCGGGUUUUUCGUUUUCUUCCUCCAGUAUGGGAUGAUCAAAUCCCUUGGCCUACUCAUCAAUGACAUCAUCGCGGACUUGGACGUCAGUACAGCUUUUGUUGGAUUCUGUAUAAGCAUGGUAUCUGGCGUGUCACUUAUCCUUUCCGUCAUCACAAUUCCCCUGUUACGUCGAUGCCCGGCCCGUCUCUUGAUCAUGGUAGGAGGCGCUGUGAAUGGUCUCUCCAUCGUUCUAGCAUCUAUAUGCCCCAACGGAGCCCUCUUUGGUUUCAUGCUUUUUCUCUCAGGCUUGGGCAACGCAUUGUACACACCCAUCAUCAUGGUCCUACCAAGCAUCUACUUUAAGCAUCGUUUCGGUCUGAUCAUGUCUAUUAUGCUUCUUGGGGCUUCGGCUGGCAUCAUGAUCCUACCAGUCAUCACCGAAUGGCUUGUGAUGAUCUACAACUGGAGGUGGGCUUUGGCUAUUCUAGGAGCUCUGAACCUCAAUACCAUAGUCGUGGGGGCAAUGAUACAGAGUAGCCCUCAGAAUGUUGGCAGGAGGCGCGGAGGCAGCUCGGAAAAUUGUCCUCUCCUCAUUCGACAACAGCCAGAUGAACCCCACGGGUCCUCAUCAACUAGUCAAGAAAUUACGAUGGAUGAACUGAGCGAAGGUAUCCAUACUGAUCACGGCCGUGAGAGGAAUUCGCGCUUCGGUAACAAAUGUGAUCAUUUUUUACCUUUAUGGCGAAGACGUUUGAUAUCACGGUCUUUACAACAGACAGUCGCUUCAUUGCCGUAGCUAUCUCUCAAUUCUUCUGUGCAAUUUCAUACUGCUGUUGGAUCGUCUUUUUAAUACCCAACGCAGAGUCCAAGGGUCUGGAUGCAGAGACUGCAUCCUUACUGGCACUUGCCAAUGGUGGCAGCAACGCCCUUGGUCGGAUAGGUGCUGGGAUCGUCUCCUGGCGAUGCUCUCCAGACCCUUUCAUCUUCUUUUCGUUCUUAUCCCUGAUGACAGCCGCUGCGUCGCUGGGCAAUGUCUUUGCGUCUAAUUUCUGGCAGUUGUCCAUCGCAGCGGGACUUGCCGGAUUCAGUGGAGGAUUCAAGGUGGUCUUCGCCAACUUCCUCUGUAAAGAAGCAACCACUGAUAAUCUUUUCCCUGCUGGCUUGACCUGGACUAUGUCAAUUUUCGGACUUGGUGAAAUUUUGGGAGAAUGUGUCACGGGUGCUCUGUACGACCACACAUCCUCGUAUGCUCCAGGAUUCAUAUUCCUCUGCGUGGCUGAUGUUCUCUCAGCCCUUAUCAUCAUUCUUCCAUUCGUCAUCAGGUUGUGCCGAUACGGGCAGACAUGGAGUUCAGGGACCCGUUUCACAAAGCCUUUUUCCAAUGACAAAUGACAAGGGUCGGUGACAAAUCUGCUGAUAACCAAUCAGAAGCAAGGACGGUAGUAGCUUAAAACAAAAACUGUCAUUUGUCACUGAUGACAAGUUUUGUGAAACGCCCCCUUGGUCUCUACAGCCUGCCAAUCUUUGCCAACUUGCCGUCCCUAGAAGGAGGCACAUCACCUGUGAGCUCUUGGCUCCAAGGACUACUUGACUUCAUAGGUCUCAACAUUUUGGAGACUUCUCUUGUCUUAGUGGUUGUCAGGAAUGUCUCUUAUAAGCAUUUUUAUACAUAUAUUUUCUAAUAAUAUUAAAGAGCACUUGUAACUUAUUUUUUAUUCUCAAGGUGUCGAUAAAAUACAAGCCAUGCUUUUUUAAUAGACUCCUUUACUAUGUUUUACCACUGUGCCAAUCUUAAAUGAUUUAUUUGAAUAAUUAUAUAAUCAUUUGUAAAUGUUUGGUUUAUA
This is a messenger RNA of Strongylocentrotus purpuratus (purple sea urchin), 2104 nucleotides long. RefSeq lists its product as uncharacterized. Lineage: Eukaryota; Metazoa; Echinodermata; Echinoidea; Camarodonta; Strongylocentrotidae. Bases 999 to 1652 code for a protein of 217 amino acids. Gene Ontology annotation, molecular function: monocarboxylic acid transmembrane transporter activity. The record is from RefSeq and is a predicted model, not a curated record. The transcript is spliced from 4 exons.